UCAUGCCUAGACUGACCAACUCUGUGCUUGCUCUCAACCUCGUCUUUCACACACAGAUCACUCAUGUAAUUUUAAAAGUAUUUAUCUAAACUGGGUGGGGUCACAAUCCUAGUUACUAAAGAGUCUGAGGCAAGAAGAGCCAAGUUCAAAGCCAGCCUGGGCACGUUUGUGAGACCAUAUCUUCCAGCCCUAAACUUUUCCUGAGGCCUGGGCAAUUGGCUGUCCUAAAUAGAUUUCCUGUGUUCAGACUGUGACAUGUUCUGAGCUGCCAUUAAUCUUCUCUCUCUGUUAUUUCCAUUUCUCAGGUUUAAGUUUAGGUUUAUACUUCUCUUUAUUAAUGGCACUCCAGUAUUUGCUGAACCCUAAUUUAUUUGACUGGGUUUUGUGGCUGUGGACUGAAGAUGGGCUGUCAGUCUUCUCUAACCAAAAGCAAUCUCUUCUUUUUUGGAAGCUGAUGCAGCUAUAGGGAACCCAGAAGGAGCAUUCAUGAAGGUGUUGCAGGCCAGGAAGGGGAACACCAGCACUGAGCUCACUAUUGAACCGGUAAGGGGAUAUUCAGAAAAGGAUGGUGGCACUUACUUGGGUUUCAUGAACGAACAGCUCGACUUUAACGAUAAAAGUGAUGUCCUUAGUGCACUAAAUUACAUAUUGCCAUAUUUCUCGGGGAAAUCAGGAAGAUGUACUGUCUACACUGUUACCAUUCAUUAAACUGCUUUUUUCUAACGUACAAGACAGUUCUCUGGGAAUGGUGAAAAGUGAUACAAAGAGUGCUCUUAAAUACGAAUCCAAUUCCAGUAACUUGAAUUACAAAAAUAAGUUGAAUAAGCUUUAUUUUCUAGAAAAUUUAUUAGAUGCAGAAAUUGAUGAGGUUAGAAAGAAGGAGAAAACCGCCAUGCUUGUGCAGCAGUCUAGCCGUUUAGGGCCCAAAAUUAAACGACACAAAUUUUGAAAAACAUGGGAACGUGCCCAGGCAGAGGGACACAGUCUUGGGGCAAUUGAGAAUGAAAAGAGAAGGUUCCACAGGAGGAACAGAGUCCUCAGGGGACCAGGAAGCGCACACAAAAGGCACUUCAAGGAAGGAAGCAAAAAGAACCCGAGGAGCAGAGAGCCCCGCCAUCUGUAGAGAACAUUGCCAAAGACAGGCGGCUCAGGAGCCCACCCACAAUGGAGCUGCAGCACCUUGACCUGGUGCAGAAGCCCAGGAGGUUAGUGGGAAACUCCUAUCCAGAGCCCUCACUUCCAAGGGAACAGGGCAUAGGAGUCUCCUCUUCCCUCCAAUCAAACAUCCCUGAGUCAGAAGAAACUAUAUCAGAAAAUGCAGCCCUCAAGACUCCUGCUGCAGAGUCUGCUGUGCCUAUAUCCACCUUAGUUCCAACUGUUCAAAAUGCCGGUGAGACUCAGCCAGGAUUCUACAUUGUAGGCAGUGACUCACACACCCCACCCAUCCGUGCUGCUUACCCAGCGCUGUUAUCACCAGGUGAACAGUCUGAAGCUCAGCUGAACCAGCAGCUGAAGCCCCUCAUCCCCAACAACAACGUGAGAAGGCUCAUUUCUCACAUUAUCAAAACUUUGAAGAUGGAAAGCUCUGAGACUCACGUGCAAUUGUCCCGUGCCAAGCUCAUAUCCAGAACAGGCCUCCUGAUGAAGCUUCUCAGUGAGCAGCAGGAAAUCAAGGUAGACAGGACUGACUGGGAUCCAGACCAGUGGAAAACUGAGAACUACAUCAGUGAGAGCACAGAAGCACAGAAGCAGACCUAAAACACAGAAUAGGAUAAAGUGCAUUAGGCAGGUAACAUGUUGGAUUUGGUAUAUUCUUUAAGAAUCCGAAAGCUAUUCACAUAGAAGAAUGUUUUUAGGGUUUUUCCUUGUUGUUUGUUUGUUUUUCAGUGCAGGGGAUUAAACCCAGCACCAUACUAAACCAAGGGCUCAACCACGGAGGUACAGCCCCAGACCUUGGUUUUUAUUAAGAGUCUCAAACUCCUGGUAAUCCUGCCUUAACUUCCCAAGGGAUAGAUUAUAUACAUCAGGUAUAAGCCCAUGCUCAACUCAAGAAUGGGUUUAGAACAGUUAAACUUCUUUCAUCCUUUUCUUGUCUUUACUAUUUAAGAACAACAAAUGUCCUUUUCCUUUUUUUCUUUUUAAUACUUUUUCGCGCUCGGAGGUUCCAAGACAUGGCUCUAAGAAAAAACUCAUCUCAGCAGUAUCGCUGACUGUAGUACUGAUGGUUUUCGUUCUCACUCUCUGCCUCAUUGAGCUAAGGACAAUGCAUUCAGGUGUCCAGAAUGUACCCUCUCUGUGUAAUAUUUUUAGAAGCCACAAACUAAACACCAAAGUCCCAGGCAGAGGGACACAGUCUUGCAGAGAUUGAGAAUGAAGAGAGAAGAUUCCACAGGCUGAACAGAGUCCUUGGGGGACCAGGAAGCACACACAAAAGGCACUUCAAGGAAGGAAGCAAAAAGAACCCGAGGAGCAAACAGAGGGCCCCGCCAUCUGAACAGAACAUUGCCAAAGACAGGCGGCUCAGGAGCCCACCUGCAAUGGAGCUGCAGCACCUUGACCUGGUGCAGAAGCCCAAGAGGUUGGUGGGAGACUCCUUCUAUCCAGAGCCCUCACUUCCAAGGGAACAGGGCAUAGGAGUCUCCUCUUCUCCACAAUCAAACAUCCCUGUCAGAAGAAACUAUAUCAGAAAAUGCAGCCCUCAAGACUCCUGCUGCAGAGUCUGCUGUGCCUAUAUCCAGCUUAGUUCCAACUGUUCAGAAAGCCGGUGAGACUCAGCCAGGAUUCUACAUCGUAGGCAGUGACUCACACACCCCACCCAUCCGUGCUGCUUACCCAGCACUGUUAUCACCAGUCUGAAACUCAGCUGAACCAGCAGCUGAAGCCCCUCAUCCCCAACAACAACAUGAGAAGGCUCAUUUCUCACAUUAUCAAGACUUUGAAGAUGGACAGCUCUGAGACUCACUUGCAAUUGUCCCGUGCCAAGCUCAUAUCCAGAUCAGGCCUCCUGAUGAAGCUUCUCAGUGAGCAGCAGGAAAUCAAGGUAGCCAGGACUGACUGGGAUCCAGACCAGAGGAAAACUGAGAACUACAUUAGUGAGAGCACAGAAGCCCAGAGCGAACAGAAGGGGCUGGAGUCAAGUCAGGCGAGGACAGGUCCAGGACAUGAGGCCCCAACAUUCCCAUCAUUUAAGCGGGAAGACUAGGCACUCCCAGUCCAGAUCUUGUGUUGCCACAUAACUAUAGCCAAGACAGUGAUCUCUGCUGUGCUUCUAAAAUCAGAGACUGAAG
Nannospalax galili (Upper Galilee mountains blind mole rat) is the source of this 3287-nucleotide messenger RNA. Its product is annotated as leucine-rich repeat-containing protein 37A3-like. Bases 1165 to 1758 code for a protein of 197 amino acids. The transcript has a single exon. Lineage: Eukaryota; Metazoa; Chordata; Mammalia; Rodentia; Spalacidae. The record is from RefSeq and is a predicted model, not a curated record.